AUCAAUGUUUUUGUCUGUUUCAAAAGCAGCAAAGGAUCUUUCGGGAGGGGUUUCUUCUCAGCCAUACUUUAGCUAUGGCUGCAAAGGUUCCUCACUGGCAUAGCUAUCUUCAGGUGAUUCUGUCCCGUGAAAGCCAGAAAGUGGAACAUUUCCAGAAAGCAGAGAACAUUUUGCUUAUUGUACUGGAGAGAGUCAACGCAAUGGACCCCAGGUUUAUAGUAGACUAUUCGAGAAACCUGGAAGCCUUGGAAUUUGCCCUCUCUGCUGCAGAGGAUGAAAUAAGCAUGGAGGUUCCGUUGUGUAUCGAUGGUGAUGCUCUCUUGAUGGAGGAGUGUUCGGGUGAACACAGCGACUCAGAAAAGGUUAAUCAUGGGAACUACCAGAUGCCAGGAUCUUGCUAUUUAGGGAUACCCAAGGAAGGCACUCACCUUGAAAACUGGACCAAUGAAGACGUAUUCAGUGUUGUGGGCAGUACUGAAUCCAGUGGUCACAUCGUGCCAGGCAAGGUCCUUCAUCUCCUGAAAGAACUGAUUGUUGCUGCAAUUGUACACUGCAAGCGUCAGUCUCUUAUCAAGCCAGGUGAACUCAGUGCUGAGAGGCUAAAGGAAGAUGACAUGCAGCUGCCUUUGCUAGUGUCCAGUGGCUGGAAAAUGAUAUGCUUCAACAUUGUCCCUGUAAUAAGGAGAAAGCAGGAUGCUCUGAAACUCAACAACAAUUGGCAAGACAAGGCGUUUCCACAUGGUAGCAUGAGCAAAGCCACUCAGGAAGCUGACUACAUCCCUGCUAGUUACUAUCAUUGGAGGUAUUCCACCAAUCGCCCUAUCCUGAAACUUGUUCAGAUUGUGAGCACUCUAAAGGGGCAUUGUCUGGACAGUCUCCGCCUCCUUGAUCAAGUCAACCGAGAGAACUGGAAAGAAAAAGGGAAGAAAAAUGGGCUUACAUUUCACCACUUGAAGAUGGUGUUGCUCUGGGCCACUCACUUUUUUUCUUCUCCUGAAGACUGGAUGAAUCUGGAGGGGUCAGUGUACCGCCUUCUGGUGAUUUUGCUUUGCUGCUUGGUGACCAAACAUCUCCCUCAUUUCCUGUAUCCAGAGCAAAAUCUGUUCCAGGGCGGUGGCCUGGAUCUGAACUCUUUGUAUUCCAAAGUGGAGAGUUUUGCUAGCAAUCCUGAGCAUUUCCUGAAGUUCCAUUUUGCCAUAAGAGAAGACAACACACACCAUCAGGUGGACGAUGGUCUCAAAGCCUUGCUUCAUCUCCCAGUUGAAGAUAAAGCCUACUGGGACACUGCCUUCUUUGAUAUGCUGCUUGACAAGUUUCAGGUGUACCAGAUUAAGGACACACAGAGGAUCUCUGCUAUGUCACACCUCCUGUCUAGGACCAAGAAAGUGGUGAAUAACCAGAGCUGAAAACAUCAGUAUGGCAUCCUAGACCUCUCUGCCUAGAUGGAAUUCAUUUUAAGUUUAGCAUAUUUCCUACGACAAAAAAUUAUAUCUGUUAUUAACUGCUUACUUGAAUUUCUGGCACUCAUCAUAAUUGCUUUAAGAAGAAAACAGCACACAAAAAUGACAAUUUCUGAUUAUAACCUGGUGGAAAUCACCAGGUAGAAACUCCAUCAUUAGGGAUGAUAGUCCAAUAGAAAAAGUGAAUGCCUACGGUAAUGUUAUUUUCCGUGUAUAAAGUUCUACAACAAUUAAGUGAAAGAAUUAAGAUAUUCAUGUACUAUAACAACUAGGGGAAAGAUUCUGAGUCUCAGCAGAAAAGGCAGGCCUGUGGAAUCAGCAGAAGAUGUGAGAUGCCUCCAAAAAAAGUAGGGCAAGUGUCCUUUCUCACCUUUGCAGGGUUCAUGAAAACAUGGACAACAGUCUGCGGGCAUUCCUGCAGACAUCCCUUGAUCCUUCUCCUGUAAGAAUUCAAGAUCUGAGGAAGAAGCACACACCUAAACCUAUAGGGAUCUAUUGCACCAGAGGGGUGUUCUGCAACUUUCCAGUUUUUCUCCGCUCCCCAGUUCUGUGCCUAGGCUGCUGUCAAGUUUGGUUCAGUUUUGCUGUGGGUGUGGAGCAGUAAGGGCAGCUAUCUCUCCCCCCCCAUCAAAUCAAGGUGCAGUACCCAUUAAAGCCAGCCAUCCUAUUUGGGUAUUUCAGGCAGAAAAUCCCACAAGCACUUUUCUCUCUCCUUGGCAGCAAAAAUGCAACAAUAAUAAAUUAAAUAAUAAUUUGCUGGCCUUUUAUGACACCCAAAAUGUGUUGUCUGAGGCAACUACCUCACUCUUAACUAAUGGUAGGGCUAGACUGGUGGGCAGUGCAGCCCAGGAGAGUAUAGUAGCUGUAGGCUGUUCUGUGCAUGUUUGUACUUUGAACACAGUUUUAGGACAUACAGACUUUAGUGCAGCAGCCAUUGUAGUAAUUAUGAUUAUUGGUAUUAAUUUUAUUUGUCGUUUAGCUGUAAAAUAUGGUGCUUUGUUGCAAGUAGGGCCUUACAAAAGCUAUGCUGGGCCAUAUACCGUUUUUUUGUUAUUGUCACAGAAUAAGUAACCUUCUGCAUAUGAAGAAUUCAUGGAAUAACAGGUUUAAAGUAUAUCUUUUUGCAUACUUGUAUCAAAAGGUUUAUGUAUUUAAAAGUGCUUUCAUAUAGUCCUAAUUACUCUUAAGAUCCAAUGAAUGUAUGUUAAUUCUUAAUUAUGGGAAAACAGAUAUACUGAUAUGCAUGAAAUAUGAGACCUGGUAUCUGGUCAUUAAAUUAAUGCUUGCCUUCCCA
Rhineura floridana is the source of this 2754-nucleotide messenger RNA. RefSeq names its product mab-21 like 4 (gene MAB21L4). NCBI's taxonomy places the organism in Eukaryota, Metazoa, Chordata, Lepidosauria, Squamata, Rhineuridae. Bases 75 to 1406 code for a protein of 443 amino acids. The transcript has 5 exons. The record is from RefSeq and is a predicted model, not a curated record.